CUCAUGUGACAUUCAUCACUUGAUCAGCAUUGUUUCAUAUUAAUUUAAUUUCAUUAUCAAAAAGUGAUGAUUUUAGCUGCAACAUUCUUGGACAUUAUUCCAUUCUUUAUGGUUUUAGUCCUCUUCGUAGGGACUUGUUUGGUUUCUCCUUUACAUGAUGGACCCAUGUAUGAUUCCACUGCUUACACUGAGUGCAAAGAGGAACCUGAGAAGCCACUUUACAAUGGUGGAGUUUUUGAGAGUCAGCCACAAUCUGGGGGAGUUCAACAUGCCAUUGCCUUGUAUGCAGUUAAUGGUCCUUCAUUCAUUCUCCAUAGCCUUACACAAGACACUAUCUACUCUUUCUCCAUUUGGGUGAGGAUUGAAGGUUCAAGUUCAGGUCUAAUAAGGGCAAGCUUGCAAACAGAAAAUGAAACCUAUGAUUGCAUAGGAACAGUUUUGGCCAAGAGUGGAUGCUGGUCAUUUCUUAAAGGUGGAUUUCUUCUUAAUUGGCCUUCUACUUCAUCUAUGCUCUUCUUUCAGAACACUGAUGGUAAAGAUAUAAAUAUAGAGUUAGCUAGCCCAUCACUGCAGCCAUUUACUAAGCAGCAAUGGAGAUUCAAUCAAGAGUACCUAAUCAACACUCAUCGAAAGCAAGCCGUAACGAUUCAUGUGUCAGAUAGCAAUGGGAAGAGAAUGCAAGGAGCCACCAUCAAUAUAGAGCAGAUCUCAAAGGACUUCCCUUUUGGAUCGUCAAUAGCCAAGACCAUUCUUGGCAACAUGCCCUAUCAGAAUUGGUUUGUGAAAAGAUUCAAUGCUGCAGUAUUUGAAAAUGAGCUAAAAUGGUAUGCCACAGAACCUGAUCAAGGCAAGGUCAAUUACACAAUUUCAGAUCAAAUGCUACAAUUUGUUAGAACAAACAAAAUCAUAGCUAGAGGUCACAAUAUCUUCUGGGAAGAUCCUAAGUACACGCCUGCAUGGGCGCGAAACCUUACCGGAAUUCAAUUACAAGCUGCUGUUGAUUCAAGAAUUCAGAGUCUUAUGAACCAAUACAGAGAAGAAUUCAUACAUUGGGAUGUCAGCAAUGAAAUGCUUCACUUUGAUUUCUAUGAGAAAAGGCUUGGACCUGAUGCCACAUUGCAUUUCUUUGAAACUGCACAUAAAUCUGAUCCAUUAGCUACCCUUUUCAUGAAUGACUUCAAUGUGGUGGAAACCUGCAGUGAUGUGAAUUCAACUGUUGACACAUAUAUCUCAAGGCUCAGAGAAUUGCAACAAAAUGGUGUGUUCAUGGAUGGAAUUGGCCUAGAAAGUCACUUCACAGUUCCAAAUCUUCCCCUUAUGAGAGCCAUCAUAGACAAGUUGGCAACACUCAACCUUCCCAUUUGGCUAACUGAGGUUGAUAUUAGCAAGACACUUGAUAAAGAUACUCAGGCUAUUUAUUUGGAACAAGUGUUGAGGGAAGGCUUCUCUCAUCCUUCAGUGAAUGGGAUAAUGCUAUGGACUGCACUCCAUCCACAAGGAUGCUACCAAAUGUGCCUCACAGACAAUGAUUUCAGAAACCUUCCAUCAGGUGAUGUUGUGGACAAGCUUCUUCAAGAAUGGCAAACUGGUCAUGCAGAAGGAGUGACAGAUGAACAUGGUUCUUACAGCAUUUUUGGAUUCUUAGGAGAAUAUAGAGUCACUGCCACAUAUGGCAACAAAACUGCAGAUACAACUUUUUCUCUCUGUGGAGGUAGAGAAACUAAACAUGUUACUAUCAGUAUUAGACUUUGAUUUUUCAGUUUAAAAUUAUGUAGCAGGUUAAUCUAACAGGAUAUAAUUGUUUUCCUGAUCAUGAUACUGUUACCUUCAUAGAUCAUAGACGC
Molecule: messenger RNA, 1844 nt
Organism: Arachis stenosperma
Lineage: Eukaryota; Viridiplantae; Streptophyta; Magnoliopsida; Fabales; Fabaceae
Product: endo-1,4-beta-xylanase 5
Exons: 9
Coding region: 67-1752 (561 amino acids)
Biological process (GO): carbohydrate metabolic process
Molecular function (GO): hydrolase activity, hydrolyzing O-glycosyl compounds
Source: RefSeq, a predicted model, not a curated record